Lecanosticta acicola is the source of this 915-nucleotide messenger RNA. NCBI's taxonomy places the organism in Eukaryota, Fungi, Ascomycota, Dothideomycetes, Mycosphaerellales, Mycosphaerellaceae. The record is from the annotation of a GenBank genome assembly.
AUGGCGGUCCGCGCAUCAUUUGAGAAUUCCAAUGAGUGUGCCAUCUCCCCUCCACCCCACCCCGCCAAUCCCUUUGCAAGCAACUUGAACUGACGAAGGAUACCGCAGAGUCGGAGUCUUCUCCACCCUCACCAACUCCUACGCCCUCGUCGCAGUCGGCGCAUCCGAGAACUUCUACAGGUAAGAAAGACCUUGAAGCACAACCCUCCUCCCCACCCCCAUCCCAUCCCCAAAAAGAAAACCCAAGGAAACACCUUCUGACCCGACCUCCCCCUCCCCAGCGUCUUCGAGGCCGAACUGCAAGACGUAAUACCCAUCUGCCACUGCACCAUCGCGGGCACGCGCAUCGUCGGCCGCCUGACGGCAGGCAACAAGAAGGGCCUCCUGGUCCCCACCUCCACGACCGACCAAGAACUCCAGCACCUCCGCAAUGCCAUCCCCGACACGGUCAAGAUCCAACGGAUCGAAGAGCGCCUCUCCGCCCUCGGCAACGUCAUCUGCGCCAACGACCACGUCGCCCUCGUGCACCCGGACCUCGAGCCCGAAUCGGAAGAAAUCAUCGCCGACGUCCUCGGCGUCGAGGUCUUCCGGCAGACCAUUGCGGAUAACGUCUUGACGGGGAGCUACAUGGCGCUGAGCAACCAGGGCGGCAUCGUGCAUCCCAAGACGAGUAUACAGGAUCAGGAUGAAUUGUCCAGCUUGCUGCAGGUGCCGCUGGUGGCCGGGAGUGUGAAUCGGGGUUCGCCCGUCGUGGGUGCCGGGAUGGUGGUGAAUGACUGGAUGGCGGUGACGGGCCUGGAUACCACUGCGACGGAGCUGAGCGUGGUCGAGUCGGUCUUCAAGUUGGGCGAGGGCAUGGGGCCGAGCGCCAUCAACACCACCCACAAGGAGGCCAUGGUCGAGUCCUUCUAUUGA